Messenger RNA from Oncorhynchus masou masou (cherry salmon), 567 nucleotides. RefSeq names its product vacuolar protein sorting-associated protein 8 homolog. NCBI's taxonomy places the organism in Eukaryota, Metazoa, Chordata, Actinopteri, Salmoniformes, Salmonidae. The transcript has 3 exons. Bases 21 to 278 code for a protein of 85 amino acids. The record is from RefSeq and is a predicted model, not a curated record.
UGUUGUUUUAGACCAAAGUGAUGUCCAGGGAAGCAGGGGAAGAUGGGAAAAAGGUGUUUGCUGAGACCACGUUGGACCCCCAGCAGAGUCAGUCCUGGGACCAGCUACGAUGUCUCUACAGAGGACCUUCCAGGUUGGCCAUCCUGUCGGAAAUCUCCCACUGCCAUGGCAACGAGAAGGCGGGCCUCCUAAACCCCUCCCAACCAGGAACAGGAAGUAUAUUCCACAGCGAGAACUUCCAGCUCAAACUCUCCCCACCGCCAUCGGUCGAAGAGUAGCUGGCCUACAGCCAUGUUCAGUAUGAUAACGUUGUGGAACUUUCAGAUAGAAAUAUUUUGUGUAGAACAGACACGAUGUCCUGGUCAGGUAGAAUAGGCUGUUCCUCUAUUUGUUAUAUUUCUGACUGAAGACACCCCUGUUGUUUCUGUUGUUGAUGAAACACUACGGCCUAUUAUACUCUUGUUGAUCAAAACUCCACUGUCUGGGCGGAUAUUUGAAAUGGUAUCGAUCAAAUGUUAUGUUUCUGUCUGCAAAAUGUCCAUAAAUAAACCAAUUUGUAACGUUUAA